AUGCGGGGACAAAAGGUAAAGCAUCCACCUUCUAGAGCACGGGAGUGCCGUGGUAGAAGAUAUCGCCUAGCGAAGGGGACAGAUUUCUUCAAAGAAGGAACUUGCCUUGACCAACUUGGCGAAUUUAUCAAAGUCUCUACCUAUCGCUUGGUUGAUCAUUGGUUAAAGCGCCACCACCCAGACUAUCGUGAUAUCACUAUUUCCCAACCGAACCUGUUGGCUCUUCCUGUCGACGGUGACGUGUCUGACCAGGUGCUGAAUAUCGAGGAAUCUGAGGAGAUGAGGGACGAAGAACCGGGAAGGAAAGGAUAUUCCAGGGCUUGUGGGGAAGAGGAGGAACGGGGUAUUGAUGGGGACAUUCCCGGCCCGUCUCAACAAACCGUAGUCCCUAACCUCGACAUUCGCCAGACCGAAGCAGAACUUUUGAAAGAGGCUUUUAACACGAGGAAACUGCCUAUCGCUCAAGCACCUGAUAUUAGGCAAACCCCCAUCGAUGAGUUGGGUAGGAAACACCGCCUAUUCGCCAUGUGUUUCCCUACUUUGUUUCCGUAUGGCACUGCCGAUUGGCAUCAAGGCAGGAUGCGCAAUGUCUCUUUGGCUGAUUGGGCAACGCUCAAUGCAAACCCUUACACAAAGAAAACGAAAUCAAAAUCAAUGGAAUAA
Pochonia chlamydosporia 170 is the source of this 663-nucleotide messenger RNA. Its product is annotated as ATP-dependent DNA helicase PIF1. NCBI's taxonomy places the organism in Eukaryota, Fungi, Ascomycota, Sordariomycetes, Hypocreales, Clavicipitaceae. Bases 1 to 663 code for a protein of 220 amino acids. The record is from RefSeq and is a predicted model, not a curated record. The transcript has 2 exons.